Messenger RNA from Debaryomyces tyrocola, 1824 nucleotides. The record is from the annotation of a GenBank genome assembly. Lineage: Eukaryota; Fungi; Ascomycota; Pichiomycetes; Serinales; Debaryomycetaceae.
AUGAGUGAUAAGAAUACUAGAAUUGCGAUUGUUUCCACGGAUAGGUGUAAACCUAAAAAAUGUAAACAGGAAUGUCGUAAAGCAUGUCCAGUUGUGAAGACAGGAAAGUUAUGUAUUGAAGUUACACCAGCUUCAAAGAUUGCGUUUAUAUCGGAAACCUUAUGUAUCGGUUGUGGUAUUUGUGUGAAAAAGUGUCCAUUCGACGCUAUUAAUAUUAUCAAUUUACCUACCAACUUAGAUUCAGAAACCACCCACAGAUACUCGGCAAAUUCGUUCAAGUUGCACAGAUUACCAACACCAAGACCAGGACAAGUUCUUGGGUUGGUUGGUACCAACGGUAUUGGUAAGUCUACUGCUUUAAAGAUUUUAGCAGGUAAACAGAAGCCAAACUUGGGUAAGUACGAUGACCCACCUGACUGGGAAGUGAUUUUAAAGCAUUUCAGAGGGUCUGAAUUGCAAAAUUAUUUCACCAAGGUGUUAGAGGAUGACAUUAAGGCUAUCAUUAAGCCUCAAUAUGUGGAUAAUAUUCCAAGAGCUUUAGUUAAAUCUAAGGUCAAGCAUGUCGAAGGGAUUUUGCAGGCCAAGUUGGAAAGAAAGGACCAAUGGGACUACAUUCUUAACAUUUUGGAAUUGAGAGGUGUUUUAGAUAGAGAUGUGGCCAAUUUGUCUGGUGGUGAAUUGCAAAGAUUUGCUCUUGGUAUGACCUGUGUUCAAGCAGCCAACGUUUACAUGUUCGAUGAACCAUCCUCGUAUUUGGAUGUCAAACAAAGAUUGAGGGCUGCUGAAAUCAUCAGAUCUUUGUUGCACCCAACCUGUUAUGUUAUCUGUGUUGAGCACGAUUUGUCUGUCUUGGAUUAUUUGUCUGAUUUCGUUUGUAUUCUUUACGGGGUUCCAUCAGUGUAUGGUGUUGUUACAUUGCCAUCAUCUGUUAGGGAAGGUAUUAAUAUUUUCCUUGAUGGUCAUAUUCCAACUGAAAACAUGAGAUUCAGAACUGAAUCCUUGCAAUUCAAAUUGGCUGACGCUGCUGAAGGGUUGGAAUUAGAUAAAUCAAAUGCAUUGUCAUACCCAACUAUGGAGAAGACUCAAGGUGAUUUCCACAUGAAGGUUGAAAGUGGUGCUUUCACCAAUUCUGAGAUUUUGGUCAUGAUGGGUGAGAACGGUACUGGUAAGACAACUUUCUGUAAGUUAUUGGCUGGUGCUAUUAAACCAGACAAUGGCUUACAAAUUCCUAAGUUAAAUGUGUCCAUGAAACCACAAAAGAUUGCUCCAAAAUUCCCAGGUACUGUCAGACAGUUGUUCUUCAAGAAGAUCAGAGCAUCAUUCUUACACCCACAAUUCCAAACCGAUGUUGUUAAGCCAUUAAAGAUCGACGACAUUAUUGAUCAAGAAGUCCAAACCUUAUCUGGUGGUGAAUUACAAAGAGUUGCUAUUGUGUUAUCCUUAGGUAUGCCUGCAGAUAUCUAUUUAAUUGAUGAACCUUCUGCUUACUUGGAUUCUGAACAACGUAUUAUCUGUUCUAAAGUUAUCAGAAGAUUUAUUCUUCAUUCCAAAAAGACUGCAUUCGUUGUUGAACACGAUUUCAUUAUGGCUACGUAUUUGGCUGACAGAGUUAUUGUCUUCGAAGGUAAACCUUCUAAGGAUGCUUUGGCUAAGGCUCCUGAAUCAUUAUUAACUGGUUGUAAUAGAUUCUUGAAGAACUUGAAUGUUACAUUUAGAAGAGAUCCUAAUUCUUAUAGACCAAGAAUUAAUAAAUUGGAUUCCCAAAUGGAUAAAGAACAAAAAUUAGCCGGUACCUACUUCUUCAUAGAUAACUCCGAGUUAUAA